GCAAAUCCACCUCCCUCAACUGGAAACCGGACGGCUCUCCUCUAUAAAACCCUUCCAGAACCAAAAACCACAACCAUAAAAUCAACUCUCUCUCUCUCUCUCUCUCUCUCUCUCUCUCUCCCUCUCUUUCAACACCAUUCCCGGCUCAACUCUCUCUCUUUCUCUCUCUCUCGACACCAUUCCCAGCUCAAUGAUGCUCUCCGAGUACCUGAAGAGUGGUAGUACUACACUCACACCAAGGAAAGGAAUGUCAUGCCUCUUUUCCUUCUCGCAUGUCAAAAACCAUUCUUCUUACACACCUUCAAGCACUUCCACCGGUCCAAAACCUUCCCCGACCUUGUCUCUUUCGAUGAUGGAGGAAAACAUCGAAACAGCUGAAUUCAUCAUCACGAAAUGGGAUCCAAACUCCUCCUCAUACACCAAACUCACGUCUAUCUUCCAGAGUAGCAGAAAAGAGGCCAAACAGCUUCUCAAAUCCGUAAAGGACUUGCGUAGUGCUAUGCAUGUUUUGGUUCAUGAAAGCUCUCCAUCCAGCAAGCUCGUGCUUGCUCAAAACCUAAUGCAAACAGCUAUGAAAAGGCUUGAAAGGGAGUUUUAUGAGAUAUUGUCUGCAAACCGGCGUCACCUUGACCCUGAAUCAGUUUCAAGUCGAACCUCAAUCGGAUCAUGCACAUUUAAUGGUGAAGACGAGGGUGGAUCAGAAGAGUUGGAAAUUGUUGGUGGGUCGAUCACUGAGGUGGAGAGGGUCUCGGCUCUCGCCAUGGCGGAUCUGAAGUCCAUAGCAGAUUGUAUGAUCAGUUCCGGCUAUGGUCAUGAGUGUGUGAAGAUAUACAAAGUUAUCCGAAAGUCAAUAGUAGAUGAGGGAUUGUAUCGCCUUGGAAUCCAACAGUUCAAGUCUUCCCAAAUCCAUAAAAUGGAUUCGGAAGGACUAGAAAACAUAAUCAUGAACUGGAUGGAUGCUGCGAAGAUUGCUGUGAAAGCACUAUUUCAUGGAGAAAAAGUUCUCUGUGAUCAUGUGUUUUCAGCAUCUGAGACAAUCGCAGACUCAUGCUUCUAUGAGAUAACAAAAGGAGGAGCAACCACCCUAUUCAGAUUUCCGGAACUCAUAGUGAAGAACAAGAAGUGCCGGGAAAGAAUUUUCUGGCAACUGGAACUCUACGAAGUAUUCUCCAAUCUUUGGCCAGAGAUUGAAUCAAUAUUUACCUCUGCAUCAACCCAAGCAAUAAAACUACAAGCUCUGGCAUCGUGGCUCAAACUUUCAGAUUCUGUCCAGUCUAGUCUUUCUGUCUUUGAAUCAACCAUUCAAAAGGAUUCAUCAAAAUUUCUAGCCUCUGGUGGCAGGAUUCACCCGUUGACACAAUCAGUGAUGAAUUUAGUAUCUUCAUUAGCAGACCACCAUGGAGCUCUCUCUGAUAUCCUUGCUGACUAUCCACCACCGAAGAAUCAAGUAUCUCACUUCAAGAGCCCAAUGGCAGAUGACGGUUCAACACCAGCAGUGUCAGUCCACCUAGCUUGGCUCAUUCUAGUCCUUAUGUGCAAGCUCGACACGAAAGCUGAAAUUUAUAAAGAUGCGUCUCUGUCAUAUCUCUUCCUUGCCAACAAUCUUCAAUUCAUUGUUGAGAAGGUGCAGCAAACACCGAACCUGAAACUCCUCCUCGGUGAAGAUUGGGUCACUGAACACACGAAGAAGUUUAAACUGUACGCUUCAAACUACGAAUCCACAGCCUGGACAAAGGUGUUAUCAUCAUUACCAGAGAAGUCAUCAGAAACAUCUCCGGAAAUGGCAAGGGAAUGCUUUAAAAUGUUCAACGCAGCGUUUGAAGAGGCAUACAGGAAACAGACAUCAUGGAUUGUAGAGGAUAGGAAAUUGAGGGAUGACUUAAAGGUUUCAAUUGAGAAACUGGUACCAAGAUAUCAAGAAUUUUAUGACACAUACAUGGUAAUGCAGAGUGGGGAGAAAAAUUUGGAGUUGUUGGUAAGAUAUUCACCAGAUGACUUGGGGAAUUACUUGUCGGAUUUGUUCCACAGGACUUCCACCUCAGUUAGUUCCACAACUUCAUCGUCACUGUUGGCUUCACAACGAUGCCUCCGCAUCUAGAUGCAAUUCUAUUACAAGACAAACUGUACCAUUUUGAUAACUAAUACAGGUAACACAGAGAGAAUAAGAACUGCCAAUUUUCUCAAGCUUCAAGUUAUUUCUAUAACCAAGAUAUAGAGAACCAUCUAGUCAAUUAUGAAAGAAAUGAAUGACAUUAUUUGCAUUUAUAU
This is a messenger RNA of Malus domestica (apple), 2268 nucleotides long. NCBI's taxonomy places the organism in Eukaryota, Viridiplantae, Streptophyta, Magnoliopsida, Rosales, Rosaceae. The record is from RefSeq and is a predicted model, not a curated record.